Molecule: messenger RNA, 1047 nt
Organism: Prorocentrum cordatum
Lineage: Eukaryota; Dinophyceae; Prorocentrales; Prorocentraceae
Source: the annotation of a GenBank genome assembly
UCUGCUACAGCGCUGGGAUCACCGCGUGCCAGAAGGGAGAGCAAUGGCAGCGAGCUCUGGUGCUACUGAGCGAGAUGUUGGAGGAGAAUAUGGAGCCCGACGUCAUCUGCUACAGUGCUGGGAUCAGUGCGUGCACCAAAGGCGAGCAGUGGGAGCUGGCUCUGGUGCUGCUCAGCGAGAUAUGGGAGGCGAAGCUGGAGCUCGAGGUCAUCUUCACCUACAACGCAGCGAUCAGCGCGUGCGAGAAGAGUAUGCAGUGGGAGCGGGCGCUGGCGCUGCUGAGCGAGAUGUCUGGGGCGAAGCUGGAGCCCGACGUCAUCAGCUACAACGCUGGGAUCAGCGCGUGUGACAAGAGCACGCAGUGGCAGCGGGCGCUGAUGCUGCUCAGCGAGAUGCUGGACGCGAAGCUGGAGCCCACCGCCAUCCUCAGCUACAGCGCUGGGAUCAGCGCGUGCGAGAAGGGCGGGCGGACCAUGGCCGCGAAGCUUGGGGCUGCUGGCUGAACGCAGCUUCGGCGCCGCGCUGCGAGAGCCUCGGGGCGAAGGUGAAGCCCGCAGUGAUAGCCGUAGAUCGUGCUGGGAGCGGCGCCUUGCGAGAAGGGGUGAGCAGCGGCAGCCGGCUGUGAUACUGCUCGGCGGGGUGUGAGGGGCGAGGCUGGAACCCAACGUAAUUCAGCUGAAGCGCAGGGGCCAGCGCGUGCGAGAGAAGUGGGCGGAAGGAGCAGGAGUUGUCGCUGCCGGACAGUCGAGGGGAGCCGCAGCUGGAGCCCACGUCCUGCACGCUCGAGCAGGAUGGUGAAUGGGAGCAGGCGUUCGCCAUGUCUCAGCAACUUGAUGCGGGGGCAGCCAGUUCAUUGCGUUGCAUCAAUGUCGACAUGACGUGUGAAAAUAUGUGACUUGGGUGUCGGGCACCUUCGCUCUGAGAGAUGCUGGUCGCGAGCCCCGAGUUUAAUUCUUGACGCUUCGCGCAUCCCCACCACUCGGGCGCUUCCGCCUGCGGCUCAGUCGCCAGGGGAAUUGUCCUGAUCAGGAAUGUGUAGCAGCAUGC